Molecule: messenger RNA, 1503 nt
Organism: Mycena indigotica
Lineage: Eukaryota; Fungi; Basidiomycota; Agaricomycetes; Agaricales; Mycenaceae
Product: Aldehyde dehydrogenase
Exons: 8
Coding region: 1-1503 (500 amino acids)
Molecular function (GO): aldehyde dehydrogenase (NAD+) activity
Source: RefSeq, a predicted model, not a curated record
AUGGCGACAACCUUCAGCUACACCUUCGACUCCCCGGCGUACAAGGGCACGAGUACCUUCGAGACCGGUGUAUACAUCGACGGCAAGUUCAGAGACGGUGCGAAUGGGACGACCAUCGAUGUGAUUAACCCUGCUACUGGCGAGCUCAUCACCAAGGUCGCAGAGGCGGUUGCCGCGGACGUUGACGCCGCAGUCAUCGCCGCACAAAAGGCCUUCGACACCGUUUGGGGAUUGAAGGCCAACGGCGCGCGCCGCUCGGAGUUGCUCAACAAGCUCGCGUCGCUUAUGGAGGCGCAUAGCGAUGAGCUGGCUGCACUGGAGGCAUUGGAUAAUGGGAAAACGCUGUUCUGGGCGAAGAACGCAGAUAUUCGUGGAAGCAUCGCUACCAUCAAGUACUACGCCAGUCUCGCGCAGACGAUCGCGGGACAGACCAUUGAGACCGACGAAAGCAAGAUGACCUACACGCGACAUGAACCCAUUGGCGUUGUUGGACAGAUCAUUCCUUGGAAUUUCCCACUCUUGAUGAUGUCGUGGAAGAUCGGUCCAGCACUGGCGACGGGCAACACGAUCGUUCUGAAGCCGUCUGAGCUGACGCCACUCACCGCGCUGCGCAUGGGCAGUCUCAUCAAGGAGGCGGGCUUCCCAGACGGUGUCGUCAACAUCCUCAUUGGAUAUGGUCCAGUGGCGGGCCAGGCUAUUGCGGAGCAUAACGAUAUCGAGAAGGUCGCAUUCACGGGGUCGACCCUCGUGGGACGAAAGAUCAUGACUGCUGCGGCGAACUCGAAUCUAAAGGAUGUCACCCUUGAAUUAGGAGGGAAGAGCCCUACCAUUAUCUUCGAUGACGCGGAUUUGGACCAGGCAGUCAAAUGGGCUGUUCAUGGGAUCUUUUGGAAUCAGGGCCAGUCCUGUAUCGCUAACUCACGCGUCUACGUGCAGGAUGGUAUCUACGAUGCCUUCGUGGCCAAGUUUGUGGAAGCAGCAAAGAAUCGUGUGCUUGGGGAUCCAAUGGCGGCGACAAGCGAGCAAGGACCGCAGGUCAGCAAAGGGCAACUCGACCGCAUCAUGGGCUUCAUCAAGUCGGGCAAAGAGGCUGGCGCCACACUGCUCUGCGGUGGUGAGCAGCACGGCACGAACGGGUACUUCGUACAGCCAACGCUCUUCACGGACGUCUCCGACGACAUGGAGAUCGUGCGCGAGGAGAUCUUCGGCCCCGUCGGCGUGCUGAUCCGCUUCACGGACCCCGCCGACGCGAUCAAGCGCGCGAACGACACCAAGUACGGGCUUGCGGCAAGCGUCUUCACCGAAAACCUUAAGCGCGCGAUCGAGACGGCCAACCAGCUCAAGGCGGGCACCGUCGGCGUCAACACGACCAAUAACCCCGACCCGAAGGUGCCGUUUGGCGGGUACAAGCAGAGUGGAAUCGGACGGGAGCUCGGCGAGUAUGCGCUGCGGCAUUACACAGCGGUCAAGGCGGUGCAUUUGAAUCUUGGCUGGCGGUUGUGA